AUAAACCCCCAAGUAGGUCGUCUCAGCUCUCUUCACUUGCGACGGCUCUCUCUCACUUAACCACUCUCCCAGCUGCCGGAAAACACAGAUAUGCUCUCCGUCGCUAAACGCCUCGUCUCCGCCUCACCGUCUCUCCGUAACGGCGCCCCCCUUCUCCAAUUCUUCAGAACGGAGGCAGGUCAGCCGAGACGGCGAACCAAAUCCCACUCUCCGCCGCUCAAAAAGAAGGAAGAGAAGUCGGAGUGGUGGAUCGUCGACGGAGAGAUGCACGAGAUCGGCGAUCACGUCCCUCUCCGCGAGCGAUUCACCAUCCCCAGAGACAAUAUCCCCAACAGGCGCCGCAAGCAGCUCCGCGAGCAGUUCAUGCGCCGCACUCGCCUCGUCCUCAAAGAAUCGGAGCAUGAGCCAUGGUGCAAGAAGUACAUGGAGCUGUACAAUGAACUUAGGGAAAACUGGGAGAGGCUUUACUGGGAUGAAGGAUACUCCAAGAAGAUUGCUAGGGAUCAUGCUAAUUACGAGUCUGCUGAGGAAGACGAUGAAGAUUUUAAUCCAUACAGGAACAGGCGGACAUUUAAUGAUCCAACAAAGCAGGAGCAGGGGUUUGUUAAUAGAACAACGCAACAAGGCGAUGGUAACUGGGACAAAGUAAAUCAAAUCCGGGACAAGUUUGAAUAUGACAGAGAAAGGAGAAUGAGAGAAAAAGCCUUUGCACCAAUGAACGCCGCACCGGACGCUAGAGACUCAAAUUGGAAUGCACAGAGACAGCCAUUUGAUGCUGAGAGAUACACUCGGGACUGAAUUUGAUCGUUUUGGCAUCUAUUUCAGUGUGUUAACGGAAAUGUUGUUGUAGCAGAUGGUCAUAAUCUCUACGCAGUAUCCCCAUAAGUAGUAGCUUAUUUGGCACAACAUGGCUUCGCAUAAGAGACCGUCAACCACAAUACACUUGGAGAAACCGUGCUGCAUUUACAGUGUGAUUAUAUUUCGUAAACAAUACUUUUUUUUGGAGCAUUAGCAUCGCGUGUUGUAAUCCCCUUCUUCACCUUAAAGAGUGUUAUGAAUCUUUUGAUAAAUGACUAUGUAGUUCAUUUUCACAAUCA
Molecule: messenger RNA, 1097 nt
Organism: Brassica rapa (field mustard)
Lineage: Eukaryota; Viridiplantae; Streptophyta; Magnoliopsida; Brassicales; Brassicaceae
Source: RefSeq, a predicted model, not a curated record